This is a messenger RNA of Anopheles gambiae (African malaria mosquito), 6920 nucleotides long. RefSeq names its product serine/arginine repetitive matrix protein 2. NCBI's taxonomy places the organism in Eukaryota, Metazoa, Arthropoda, Insecta, Diptera, Culicidae. The record is from RefSeq and is a predicted model, not a curated record. Gene Ontology annotation, biological process: actin filament network formation; cortical actin cytoskeleton organization. The coding region runs from base 624 to 6071 and encodes 1815 amino acids. The transcript has 4 exons. Gene Ontology annotation, molecular function: actin filament binding. Gene Ontology annotation, cellular component: cytoskeleton; cytoplasm.
GCGAUUCUGACGUUUUGUUAUGUUUCGUGCGUAAACGUGUGUGCGUGCGCGCUGCCUAUUUCUAUCCCUGGUUUUGUGUCACCGUAGUAGCGAUACAAAAUCAUAAACUUGCCGUGUAAAAAGACGGGGCUAAUCUUUUUAGCCUUCGACCCCGCGGAUCCCCAUCCGGUUGUGCCUACCGUUCCGGGUGGAAGUUUCCCCCGGCAGGCGCCUCAUUUGCAGCAGGCUUGCUGUGCCGCGGAGAGAAGCAGAAAGAGAGGCGCGAGAGAGUGAAAGAGAGAGAGAGAGAGUGAGCAGGAAGAGCGGGUGAUGAUAGCUGGUUGCUGUGUGUGCAUCGCUUACCCCGUACUGCCCAGGUACACCGCCCUCGGGCCGCCCUGCCGUUAACCGAUUGAUUGCAAGCAGGAAAUCGCGGUAGACCCGACCCAACGGGAACUGUGAACAGGAACACCCGCGGAAGCCGUACACCACUAGCUCGAAGGCCAUCCAUGGAGCUGUUGUCAUAACGACGGGGCAUUGCACUGCAUCUCCCUGCCCGCUCGCGAGUCAGACGCUCGCCAUCCCCCUGUGCGCCGCACCAUUUGGAACCAUUUUAGAUCGUGCCCGUCGUCGCCGCCCACACGAUGGACACGGACCGAGCCACAUCCUGCACACCGCCGCUGCCAGCGAUCGAGCGCACGCCCGUACAGUUGACCAAGCAGCCCGUACAGGAACGUUCGCCAUCGAUUGACAGACACGAGCAGCAGGAGAGGAAAAAAUCAUCCCCGGCGGCGAAUGCUGCCAUCGAUCGGCACAGCGAUAGGGAGGCAGGGGCUGCGGGCAGCAGCGACCGGGAGGAGAAGCGCACCAAAAGAGCGAAAAAGUCGCGGAACCGUGAUUCCAGCUCGUCCAAGGAGCGACGGAAAGACAAGCACAACCCACCCGUCGAUUCCGACUCGGCAGCGGCAUCGAAGAAGAAAAAGAAAGCAAAGCGAACCUCCCAAGAGCACGACGCAGGCAAAGAGCGCCGCGGCAGCCGCCAUCGGCACCGGCGGAAAGCGAGCAACGGUGGCACGGACGAGGAGAGCGCCAGCGACAGGGCCACCGGCAACCAGCGUGACAGCGAGCGCAAGAAAAAGAAGUCGAAAAAGCGACGAUCCCGCUCGGUGGAGGACAGGGCGUCGCGGAAAAGGUCCCGGUCGCGCACCCGGUCCCACAGCCAGCCGCGGGAAGAGGCCAGCAAUAAACGCGACCACCAGCAGCGUAGUCACAGCCCGCUGCGCGAAUCCGUACCGCGGUGGGGCGAAGAUGCGCGCGAUCGUUUCCCGCCGUACCAGGGCGGCAGCAAGUUUCACUUCAACAGCCGCUGGAACCCGUUCCGCAACCGGCGCCGGGACUUUCCCGAUGGGCCGCGCAGGAAUGGGCCGUUUCGGCCGCGCGUACCCGCAGCGGUACGGGCGGGCGGUACGCUGUCCGCCGUGCGCUACACCACAAUCAGCCCGGUCAUCAGUUGGCGCGACUGGACGCUGCCCGACGGUGAGGAUGAGCCGCCGAAGGAAAAGAAAGUGAAGGCGGUGGUGUCGCCCGUUACGAAGGUGCAACCGAUAACGCCGGCGAUCGCGGCACUGCAGGAGUACGACGAAAGCGACGGAGGAUCUUCCUCGGGGUCGCAGGGCGACCAUCGCCGGGCGCAAAAGGAUCUCGAACGUGCAUCGCCCGGCAGCCGAAGGGGUGAAAGUAGCCGCGGCACGCCCGAACUCCCCCCCGUCAAGCUGCUGCAGACGAUCAAGCGGGAAAAGGUUUCAACCGACGAGCGGGACGAGUACGGGCGGGCGAGCCCGCCGGCCCCGGUGCGGAUCGAUUGCAGCAUCGUGAAGCAGGAACCGGUAACGGAUGAGGACGAGCAGGAGCGUCGAAAGCAGGGCGAAGCGCAGCCGACGGUAGCCGCACGGCCAAAGUUUAGCUGCUCCUUUCUGGACGAUCUUUCCAGCGGCAAUCUGAAGCUGCUGUCCGGCCUUUCGCCCGACAAAGGGCGGGCUGGCGGCAAGCACAUCGACCGGGACCGGCGCGAGGGAAGCGAAUCGCCCGACACGGACGACUAUGCGUCGAACUGGGAGACGGAGGGCAUGAGUCCGGCGGGAAGACGGACGCCCACACCGCAACAGCCGCCCGCCCAGGCGAAGCCAUCCCCUCGGACUCCGCCGGGUCAGGCGGGCGGGGAGGAAUCGGGCCCGUUGGCGGCGGUGAAUGGUGAAUCGCCCUCGGUCCUAAGCGCGGCGGAAAAGCGUGGCCAUUUGAAGCCGCGCAGCCUGCACGAGGAGAUUAUUCCGCUGGACGACCUGCUGAACGUGCAGAACCAGCUGAAAUCGUACCAAUCGAAGCUGGAGGAGAUGCAAAAGCUGAAAGCGCACCGGAGGCGCAAGGAGGAUGGUUCGCCGGCAGCUGGCAGUGUUGCUGCGGCGGGCAAUGGGGAUGACGGCCCGCUGCCAGCAGCCAGCGAGAAGCUGGCGGAUGAGUAUCAGAGCUUUAUGCAAUCGCUCGGCAAUGCGAAGGAGCGGGAGCGACGGUCCAGCUCGAGCAGUUCGUCGAGCAGCUCGGACAGCUCGUCGACCGGUUCGAGCAGCGAUUCGUCCAGCUCGUCCGACUCGUCCAGCUCUUCGAGCACGAGCUCGGACUCGGAUUCGGAGCACGAUUCGGACGAAAAGAAGAACGACACCGCGAAGGAAGCGGAAGCGCCGGUGGAGCUCAAGCAAACCGAACCGGAAGAGCCACGCACACCGCCCCACCGGCCGACGCUGGUCAUACCGGAGUAUCUGCUGCCGAAGGUGCCGGUCGAGGAGGACCAAACGCCCGCGUCCUGCACCAAGAUUUACAGUAUUCGGGACGAUUCGGUUGCGUCGGAAUCGCCGACCGUCCGGCCGCUCGAGCUCGAGCGCGACAUGCCGAUUAAGCUGAAGCUGCCAUCGAAGAACAAAAUACUGCCCACCGCCGGUACUUCCGCGCUGCUUGGCCACGAGGACGACGAGGAAGGCAAUGCGCCGGGUCAGCGCCACACUGCCGGAACCGAGCAGGCAAAAGAACCGUCGGCCAAAGCAUCUACCGUCGCCGGCACCGCAUCGAAGGAGCAACGGGCGAGCAAGGAGCGGGAAAAGCGCUCGUCCCCCGACCGAUCACACAACCGCAAGCGCAGCUCGUCCCGCCGACGCUCGCGCGACCGUCAAUCGUCCACCGUGGCCAGCAGCCCGAAGCGCAAAUCGCGCGAUCAAGACAAGCGGUCGGCGCGCAAAGAGCGUAGCAGCACCGCCUCCCGCCACGGUUCGCGCAGUCCCCGGCGGCAUCGUACGCGCAGCCCAACGCGCAGCCGGAAGCGCUCGCUGUCGAGAUCGAGAUCACGGUCACGCUCGCGCUCGCGGUACCGCAGCCUCAGCCCAUCGCAACGGAGACCGCCGAGCCCGCGUGGCCGCAGUCCGCUAGAGGCGAGAGGGCGCAGUGCUGGCCGUUCGCGCCGCCGCUACUCCGCCGAGCGGGAGUGGUCUACGUCGCGACGCUCCCGAUCGCCUUACGCCGGCGGUCACCGUCGGCCACCGUCCCCGAAGGACGCACCGCCGAUGGGGAUGGUGGUGCACGGCGAGAACCAGAUCGACAUCAUAACGAGCACGGGCGUCCCGUCGCCCAACGUGCACUCGCCGGUGACGGGCUACAAGAAGAGUCUGGCCGACUCGACCAUCAGCGAUGCGGAGCUGGAGCGAAAGCUUCUGCUCGCCGAUCCGGCGUACGGUGGGGGCUAUUCGAAGGGCAGCGGCGGCUACUACUAUGGCCCUGCCGGUGAGCUGCUGCUCGAUGGAGACCGAACGGCCGCCGGCGGCGGGUCGGGCCCGAAGCCCGAAGGUGGAGACGAAUCUUCGCCCAAGCGCAUUUCACUCGACGAUCGCAUCAACAUCGUGCUCGGGAUGAAUGGUACGGCCGAGGUGGCGGCGGGUGGCAAACAACCACCCGGUAAGCAUCACCUUUCGCACCUUCCCCCGCACCAUCUGCAGCACCACCAGCAGCAGCAUCACGGUGGGUAUGGUGAGUAUCCGCCGUCGUCGCACGAUCUGUACCAGCAGCAGCCGCCCGGAGCGCGCAACCAUCUGCCGCACAUGAACUAUCCGUCGGGCUACGGGGGCCAGGAGUACGGUGCGUACGGGUACGGAGGACCACCGCCGAGAGGUCCACCGCCGUCCUGGGCGCCGCGCAGUCACCCGUACCAGGGCUAUCCGAUGGCUUUCGUUGGCCCACCGCUGAACGCGAUGCGUCCGGGCGGCGACAUGGUGUACCGGCCACCGUACGGUACACCGACCAUACCGACCGUGUCGGCCCCCAACAAUGCCGCCACCGAUGGCAGCAGCGCCAAAUCGCAGGUGAAACAGGUUGGCAACGUGCUGGAAAUCGUCCCAUCCAGCACGCCGCUCGCGACCGCUACCACCACCACCACCGCCAAACCGACCGACCCGACCGGUCAGUCCGGUGUGGGUGAAGCGACGGACACAACCAACGGCUCAGAGGAGACGAAUACCAGGGCAAUCGGCGACGAGCAGCAGCAACAACAGUCAUCAUCAUCCGCCACCACGUCAGCGCUCGUCACGCCCAAGAUUCUUACCGCCGAGGAGCUGCAGCAGCGCCAGGAGCGACGCCAGGAGCUGAAGAAAAAGAUCCAGGCCGAGCGGGAAAAGAAGCGGCGCGAGAAGAGCCAGCGCAAGGAGCGGCUGCAGCAGGAAAUUAAGCGGCUGCUCGGGACGAAAACGAUUGCCGGCGCCGUGGCCGCUGCCUCGGACGGUAGUGGUGCUGGUGUGGCUUCGUCCGGAGCGGGCGGUGAUUUGAUCGGUGCUGGAGCGGCCGGUGGUGGUGGUGUCGGCGGUAGUGGUGCCGGUGGCAGUGCGUCCUCGGACGAGGAGUUCGAGACGAUCAAGCAGGCGGAUCUGAUCGCGUCCCUCGCUCGGUCGUACGAAAAAAGUAUUCUCAAAACGGCCAAACCGAACGCCGGCGGAGGCUCUUCUACGGCCAAAAAAUCCGUGCUGUUUGCGGACGGUGUGGCACCGGGCGACGAGUCGUCCUCCUCCGGCGAUGAAACGAAGGAACGGUCGCCGAACAAACUGUCCGCCGCCAAGCAGCGGAAGAAGAUGCGCCGCCAGCGGACGCUCAAGCUUACCGGCAAGAAGCGGCUGAUUGACAAACUCAAGCAACCGGAGCUAGACGAGGAAGCGGAAGAGAUCGAUCCCGAGCUGGAGAGUUUGCCGCCACCGCCACCACCGCCCGGUUCGCCGCCGCCCGAGCUGCAGCAGCCCCGCUGUCUCCAUCCUCCCGUCGUGCGCAUGAUCGACUUCCGCGAGGGCGGCUUCCACGGCAUUGGGCUACCAAUGGGACCGGGUAUGGGACCGCCACCGCCGUUGCCGCCGCCCCCGCUCCACCAACACACGCUGCCCGGUGCCAACGGUGGUCCGCCCCCCGGGCUGCCCCCACUGCCAGUGCCGCCCGUACAGCUGCCCGGUGUGGGGGGUCCCAUCGUCCCAUCGGCCGCCCUGGCGGCUACCCUCGGCUACCGGCAUUCGAAUCUUCCGCCGCACCACCAACACCACCACCAGCACCCGCAUCAGCACCACCAUCAUCACCAUCUGCUGCCUUCCCAUCUUGCCGCCCAGCGACCGGCGUCUCCGCACGGCUCCCUGCCACUACCGCACCACCACACGCACCCACCGCCCAACCAUCCCGCCCACCAUCUGUACCAUCAUGGGCCGGGCCUGGUGAUGGGCAUGUCGGUGCCACCGCCGCAGCACCACACGCUUUACCCACCGCAAGCGCUGCCGCCACCGCCGGCCACCGCGAACAUUGCCCUCACGUACGGUGGCAAGAAGCGACCACCGAUGGUGGUGGUGGGGAUGGGUGGAAGCACCACCAUCACCGGUAGCAGUAGUAGCAACAACAACAACAAUAACGGUGUCAGUGCGAUCGAAUCGAUCGUGUCGGCCGCACCCUCUACCCCGAUCACGAGCGGUACCAGUGCGGCCAGCGGCAGCGGUGGGAGUGCAAUGUUCGACGGAACCCCACCGGUGUGAUGAACCACCCACCACCACUGUUGUGCUGCACACAAGCACACGGCACACCGGCGUUCGGUAGUAGUAGUAAUUUGCAUUAGGAUUAGAAUAAGAGAUUUAUUUUCAAUACACACACACACAUCGGUGCGCUUUACACUUGUGUAUUCCUAAUCUCUUACCGCGUUUCGUUUUAAUCUGUGUUUAGUUAGUAAGCUUUUAAGUUUUAUGCUGCAACCGCGGUGCUGCAACAUCGUGUCUCUCUUCUCCCUUCAGCUUUGCAAAAUGCAUUUCGUUGCAUUAUCAGGAGAAAAUGAGCCCGCUCUAGAGCAUAUGGUUUGCGCGUAGCUUUUAGUUCAACCAAUAAUGUAGGGCAAUAUACAUACGUAAGUGUAUUUCUGCGUGUGUAUGUGUGUGUGUGUGUGUGUGAAAUAAUAGCCUCAAUAGGUAGAAGAGAACUGUGGAAUAGUAAAAGCGCAGCAGAGAGAGAGAGAGAGAGAGAGAGAGAGAGAGAGAGAGAGAGAGAGAGAGAGAGAGAGCAAUAUAUAGUCACGGCUCUUAACGAUACGGUUGCCUGGAACCAUAUUUAAACGAUUGUUAGUCACUGUUAAGGUUUGUUUUACAUCAUGCUGCAAAAUCCCCCUUUCCUUCUCUUUUUCUUUGUCGAAUUAAGUACGUGUGUGUGUGCGUGUUUGUGUGGUACGCGAGAGAGAGAGAGAGAGAGAGAGAGAGAGAGAGAGAGAGAGAGAGAGAGAGAGAGAGAGAGAGAGAGAGAGAGAAGCGCCAGCAGUAGUUUAAACGCGGUACGAAUGUAGUAGAUUCAAUGAUAUAGGAUAAAUAGAAAACGCUGAACUGUGUAUAUACGUAAAGAAA